GUCCAUCUACUUGCCCUAUUUACGUUUACCUUUCAGCUAAACGUCACGGAAUGCUCAGGCAAGCCACAUCUCGCUUUCUCUCGUCUACCCACCGUUCUAUCCGACCUCUCUCUACCACUGCUCCCUCCUUCAUUCGUAUUCGCUCCCAGGCUUCCGAACCUUCUCCCGCUGAGAGGCCCCCUCCUGUUCCCGAGAAUGUCAAUCCUUCGCAGCCCUUUGAGCCUGAAGUGAGCAAGUCUGAGGGUACCGCCAAGGCUGCGGAGACCCAACAGGCUGAAGAACCUGCUUCUGCCGGUACCCCACUCACUCCUCCUCAACCCGAGGUCGUCUUUGGUAACACACAUUCCGCCGCCUCCACCACCCCGGAGACGGAGCCCAACGUUGAGAACCCUGACUACUCUAAGCUUCCUUCCUUGGAUAUUGACCAGGAAGCUGCCGCCAUUUCCGAACCAGCUACUGGGAAGGAUCAGGAGGUAGAAGGUGGUGAAAGGAAAAAGACAGGCGCCGGUAAGAAGGAGUAUGUGAGCUCGCAAGAGAAGUCUAGGAGGAUGUGGAUCCGGGCUGGGUAUGGUGCGUUGGCGGUUGGUGCUGUUGGAGCUGUUUUAGCGAUGGGAAAUGACGAGACAACUGGCAAGAAACAGGGAGGAUUCGUUGAAACUUUCCAAAAUAACAUGCUUGAGCUUUUCGACUUUUUCAACAAGCCUGCUUUCCAGACUCUUCUUCCCGAUCCUCUUCCUCCUCCACACCAACGCCCUUAUACCCUCUGCAUUGACCUUGAAGGACUCCUUGUGCAUUCCUCGUGGGAUAGGACUCACGGCUGGAGGACCGCCAAGCGACCCGGUGUCGAUUACUUCCUCGGCUACUUGUCACAGUUUUACGAAAUUGUCCUCUUUUCUAGUCAGCCUCUUUAUACCGCAGCCCCUAUCGCGGAGAAGAUCGACCCUUACCAAGCGUUUAUGCCCUACCGUCUCUUCCGUGAAUCUACUCGCUCUGUCAAGGGUAAAGUCGUCAAGGACAUCUCUUUCCUUAACCGUGACCCUUCCAAGGUGAUCGUUUUGGAUGUUAACCCUGAGCAUGUGGCUUUACAACCCGAGAACGGUAUCGUGCUCCAGCCUUGGAAUGGCUCCCCUGGGGAUAAGGGCUUGGUGGAUAUGAUCCCUUUCCUCGAGUCGAUCGGUAUUUUCAACCCUGCGGACGUCCGCCCAAUCCUCCAAGCCUACGCCGGCAAGGAUAUCCCCAUCGAAUACGCUAAAAAGGAAGCCGAAGCCAAAGCUAAGGCCAUCGAGGAAUGGGAGAGAGCUCACCCUACCGCUAUCACUGGUGCUGGGAGCGGAUUUUUGAGUAGCAUUUUCGGUAGUGUCGCUGCGCCCGGAUCAUCUCGGCCGAAUCAGCCUAUGACAUAUCUCGAGCAGAAACGUGCCCAGGCGCAGAGGAUCUAUCAAGAGGAGCAAAAAUACUGGGCUGAACAUGCUGACGAGUUCAAGAAGUUGAUCGAGGAAGACAAGCAGCGACAGUUGGCGGAGAUGAAGGGUUCCAUCUUGGGUUACUUGGGUGCGCCUAAAAUGCAGGACGGACCGAAGGAGGAAGUCCUGAAGGCAUAAGUUUUCAAGACAACAAGGCUACAGUAUCCGCCGGGAAAGUCGUGGGUUCUGCUGUACAAAUAGUGUGAGGCAGCGAUGACACGAAUGAAGACGUCUUGAGCAUGGAAGUUUAAAGAGCACACUCUCAAAAACGAUUAGUCGGUCAGAACCGGGGGAGACGAAGUUGCGAAGUGGUCACUUCUAUAGCAAGAAGUCAAAAUAUUGGUCUUUCUUCAGUUAUGCAUAUAUG
Cryptococcus deneoformans JEC21 is the source of this 1830-nucleotide messenger RNA. Its product is annotated as mitochondrial matrix protein import-related protein, putative. Gene Ontology annotation, molecular function: phosphoprotein phosphatase activity. The transcript has 8 exons. The record is from RefSeq and is a predicted model, not a curated record. Bases 51 to 1601 code for a protein of 516 amino acids. NCBI's taxonomy places the organism in Eukaryota, Fungi, Basidiomycota, Tremellomycetes, Tremellales, Cryptococcaceae.